AUGCUUGAGUUCCGCACUGAGGGUUUCAAUGGAUAUGCAGUGAAAUACUCCCCUUUCUUUGACUCCCGCCUUGCGGUUGCUGCAUCAGCGAAUUUUGGCCUUGUUGGAAAUGGCAGGCUUUACAUUCUCGACUUGACACCCAACGGCAUCGUCCCUUUGAAAUACUUCACAACGCAAGAUUCUCUUUACGAUAUUGCUUGGUCCGAAAUCCAUGAAAACCAAGCCCUCGUGGGUUCCGGGGAUGGAAGCAUUAAGCUCUUCGAUGCUACAGUGGAUGAGUUUCCUGUCCAAGGAUGGAAAGAACAUUCUCGAGAAGUUUUCUCAGUACAUUGGAAUUUAGUAGCUAAGGACCGAUUUUCCUCCAGUAGCUGGGACGGAACCGUUAAAAUUUGGUCCCCCUCCAGACCGCAAUCACUCUUAACUCUCCCGACACAUAGCUACUCGCACCUCCGCGUCUUCGAUUUGCGCACACCUGCCUCCGCAAACAAUCACCUUACAGUACAAAUCCCGAUUCACAAAGGAUCAUCGGUACCUACGAAGCCAGGAUUUCAACCUGCACCCGCUUCGUGCCCUCCAUCAGAGGCUCUGACGCAUGACUGGAACAAAUAUCGACCUUCAGUUCUUGCCACGGCCGGUGUCGACCGUACAAUCCGUACCUUUGAUAUCCGUGCUCCGCAUCAGGGUCCUCUCUCUGCCAUGAUUGGACAUGAAUAUGCCGUCAGAAAAGUUACCUGGUCACCGCAUCUUUCGCACGUUCUGCUUAGCGCUAGCUAUGACAUGACUUGCCGUGUUUGGAGCGACUGCUCCGAUACCGGAACGCCUGGUGAUGAUGCGGGCUUCGUGCAUGGUGGACCGAGCGCUGAAUCAGCAAUGGGCAGGGAGCUGGGGCGCAUGGGGCGCCAUACGGAGUUUGCCACAGGUGUAGAUUGGUGUCUCUUUGGGAGUGAAGGGUGGUGCGCAAGUUGUGGGUGGGACGAAAGGCUCUGUGUUUGGGAUGUAAGAGCGGUGAUUGCCUGA
Messenger RNA from Histoplasma mississippiense, 1017 nucleotides. RefSeq lists its product as hypothetical. Gene Ontology annotation, cellular component: peroxisomal matrix; cytosol. Lineage: Eukaryota; Fungi; Ascomycota; Eurotiomycetes; Onygenales; Ajellomycetaceae. The transcript has 3 exons. The coding region runs from base 1 to 1017 and encodes 338 amino acids. Gene Ontology annotation, molecular function: protein binding. Gene Ontology annotation, biological process: protein import into peroxisome matrix. The record is from RefSeq and is a predicted model, not a curated record.